UGGAAAUGAAAACAUGAAAUGAAACAGGUCUUUUUCUCACUCUCUCUCUCUUUUUCUCUCUCUCAUUCAUCUAUCUGAUUCCGUCCUUCUGGGACAGUUCGAGACGAGUCCAUAUCUGUUCCAAUGGCGUAUUUUUCACUGGUGUUGUACUAUUUGUCUCAGCGGCGUGUUCCAGGCCGCUCAUUUAGACAUUUUUUCUUCAUACCCACAAGCUUAGCUCUCGUAACCUCUCUCCUCAUUCUCUUUUACAUUUCCACAACCUCCAAUCUCUUCACUCAUCAUCACCCCAACCCAAAAGCACCACUUCAAAUCAAUUCUUCUUCUUCUUCUUCUUCAUCUGCCUUUUCUUUCACAAUUCUACGUCACAAAACUUCCUCCACACCCUUUGCAAUUGAAGCUCCUUUGACAGAGGAUGGUGGUGGGCAGAGAAUUGAGAGUCAACGCUCACUAGGACCUCCACUGGGUUCAGAUGGAAAUCAUGUCAAUAACAACGAGGUGUUCCAUGAUAGACAUAUCUUUCUGGAAGACUAUAAAGAAAUGAAAAGGAGCUUUAAGAUAUAUGUUUAUCCUCACAGGCAAGAUGAUUCCUUUGCAAAUGCACUUUUGCCUGUGGAUUCUGAACCUGGGGGUAAUUAUGCAAGUGAAAGUUUCUUCAAGAAGGUCCUUAUGAAAAGUCGUUUCAUCACAAAUGAUCCAACCAAGGCAGAUCUUUUCUUUCUGCCUUUCUCAAUUGCAAGGUUGCGACAUGACCCUAGAGUUGGUGUGGGAGGUAUCCAAGAUUUUAUAAGAGAUUACAUAUUCAAUGUUAGUCAGAAGUACCAAUAUUGGAAUCGUACAGGUGGCGCAGAUCACUUUUAUGUUGCUUGUCAUUCUAUUGGGCGGUCAGCCAUGGAAAAAGCAAGUGAAGUGAAAUUUAAUGCCAUUCAAGUUGUGUGCUCUUCAAGCUACUUCCUUCCUGGUUACAUACCACACAAGGAUGCAUGUCUGCCACAAAUAUGGCCGAGAAAAGAAGAGCCACAUGACCUUCUUUCAUCAAAUAGGUGGAUAUACUUUCGUGAAUUGCGAUUUCUCUUUUGUUAAAGCAUGGUCUUAUAUUUUCAUAGUUAAUAUUAGAUUUUGGAGAAGCAAGCAUGAAAAAGUG
This is a messenger RNA of Prunus dulcis (almond), 1141 nucleotides long. Its product is annotated as probable glycosyltransferase At3g07620. The coding region runs from base 124 to 1080 and encodes 318 amino acids. The record is from RefSeq and is a predicted model, not a curated record. The transcript is spliced from 2 exons. Lineage: Eukaryota; Viridiplantae; Streptophyta; Magnoliopsida; Rosales; Rosaceae. Gene Ontology annotation, molecular function: glycosyltransferase activity.